Messenger RNA from Scatophagus argus, 4543 nucleotides. Its product is annotated as myelin transcription factor 1-like. Gene Ontology annotation, cellular component: nucleus. Gene Ontology annotation, molecular function: zinc ion binding; RNA polymerase II cis-regulatory region sequence-specific DNA binding; DNA-binding transcription factor activity, RNA polymerase II-specific. Lineage: Eukaryota; Metazoa; Chordata; Actinopteri; Scatophagidae. Bases 50 to 3580 code for a protein of 1176 amino acids. Gene Ontology annotation, biological process: regulation of transcription by RNA polymerase II. The transcript has 20 exons. The record is from RefSeq and is a predicted model, not a curated record.
AUACUAGACUAGUAUAACACAUAAACUACCUCUCACUUUUAUUUUCUGAAUGAAUGACUCUCCUGCUGCAUUACUCUCAGUGUCGUCAGACCUAGUGGGACAAGAGAUGAAGCAGGAAUUAAGCAGCAGCUGUCCCACCCCUGGAUGUGAUGGCAAAGGCCACGUCAGUGGGAGAUACUCACGACAUAGAAGUGUGCUGGGAUGCCCGAUUGUGAAGAAAAGGAAGCUGGAGGAGGCUGAGGCAGAGGAGAACCAGUCUGCUCCCAAGAGGAAAAACCAGCCUGCUAAACAGCUGGUGGAUGGUUUCACCGUAGACAGUGACUCAGCAGAGGAGGAGGAAGAGGAGGAAGAGGAGGAGGAAGAAGACAGGAAAAAAAAUAAAACAAAAAUCAGGCCAGAAGCAACAAAAGCAGACUGUUCACUGGUGACAACAGAGGACACAGAAACAGCAGUUUGUUCUGUGGCUGAAGACAGAAAGAAUGAAAGUAUCACCACGGGUACUGAGAAUGAAACUGAAAGUGAGGAAGGUGAGGAAGUGAAGCCAGUAAAAGUAAUUGAUAAUCAUCAGCAAGAGGAAACAAAGACAAAGAACGAAGAAGAAGUUCAGCUGGUCACAACAGACCAGGCAUCGGAGCAAGCCGAAGAAGAAACUGGGGUCACUGAGCUUAAAGACACAGAAGAAGAUGGUGAAGAAGAAAAGAACAAGGAAGAGCAACAAGUAAGGCAAGAGAAUAUUGUUGGAGAAAGGGAGCUGGACAGACAGAUGAUACACCAGGAAAACUCUGAUCACCAGUACUCCAGUGGAGAUUACAACCAUCAGGCCAAAGAGGAGCAGAGCGAGAGGGAGCAACAGGGGGAGGGGGAAGGGGAGGACGAGGAGGAGGAGGAAGCGGAGGAUGAAGAGGAGGAGGAGGAAGAAGAGAGAGAGGUCCACCAAGAGGAUGAAACUCCCUACAUUUUGAAUCCACACACUCAGGGAUCCGAAGCCAAGGUGUCACUCAGGGAAGAAAGGGUCUGCACCCCGAUGACUGAAGAAGAGGAAGAAGACGAAGAGCAGGAGGAGGAGGAGGAGAGAGGGGAGGAGGACGAGAGGCAGGGCAAAGAAGCAGGCCAGGUGGUGGAGGAGGAAGAGGAUGACCAAGACUCCAGCAAAGCCUCUCCAACUACAGUAGUUAUAGAAGUCCGCUCUGAGGAGGAGGAGGAGGAGGAGGAUGAGGAGGAGGAGGAGGAGGACGAGGAGGAGGAAGAAGAAGAGGAGGGGGAAGAGCAGGAUCGUGUCUCAGAGGGAUCAGGAAUCACAGAUGACUCAGAGAACUGGGAUAUGACUCGGGGGAACCUGGGGCUGCUAGAGCAGGCCAUUGCCCUGAAGGCAGAGGAGGUGAAGGGGAGUCAGGAGGCCCAGAGCUCCCCAGACUACCAUCCAUACAGCACAUCCAGCAAGUGCUCCCAGCCUGCUGCUGCAGCCCGCCGCACCACUCACUACAGCAAAGAAAAAAAGGAAGUGAAGUGUCCAACUCCAGGGUGUGAUGGGACAGGUCAUGUGACUGGACUGUACCCUCACCAUCGCAGUCUAUCUGGUUGUCCUCACAAAGACAGAAUCCCUCCUGAGAUCCUGGCCAUGCAUGAGAACGUCUUGAAGUGUCCGACUCCUGGCUGCACAGGCCAAGGCCAUGUCAACAGUAACCGCAACACACACCGCAGUCUGUCUGGCUGCCCCAUCGCAGCUGCAGCUAAGCUGAACAAAAAUCAGGACAAGCAGGUUCAUUUGCAGGCAUCAGCAAGUGAACCCUCUUCCAACUCUGACAGAGUGCUCAGGCCCAUGUGUUUUGUGAAACAGCUGGAGAUCCCUCAGUAUGGCAGCUACCGGCCCAACACAGUGACCACCACGCCUCGAGCUAACCUGGCUAAGGAGCUGGAGAAAUACUCCAAGGUGUCUUUUGACUAUGCAAGCUUUGAUGUCCAGGUGUUUGGAAAGCGUAUGCUCAUUCCAAAAACACCCAACAGCACUGAAACAUCACCUAAAGCCUUCAAAUCUAAAUCAUUCCCUAAGGCCUCCUCCCCCAGUCACAGUGUGUCAGGAAGCUUUUCCAAGACCUCUUCAUCCUCCAGUGGUUAUGACUACAGCCAAGAUGCAGAGGCAGCCCACAUGGCAGCAACAGCCAUCCUCAACCUGUCCACCCGCUGCUGGGAGAGACCAGAGACCCUCAGCACCAAGCCCAGGGAACCCUGCACCAAGGAAUCAGACAUUGAAGUAGAUGAGAAUGGCACCUUGGAUCUCAGCAUGAAGAAGACCAAGAGGGAGGGCAUGCAGCCUCCAGAGCCUUCCUCAUCUUCAUCCUCUCAACACAUCGGAGCCACCUUGUCUCAGGGCCAGACUCAGUCAGAGUGGGAGGGGCCACUUGAUUUCACCAAACCAAGUGGAGUCAAGGAGGAAGACCACGAAGAGGUGGAGUAUACAGCUCCCUCUUACACCUCAUCUGAUGGUGAGGAAGAGGACCAGGAGAACCUGGAGGACAGGAAGUACCCCGGUGAGGUCACCACUACUAGCUUCAAGGUCAAGUUUCAGCCCAAAGACAGCAAAAAAGAAGUUCUUGUAUGUCCUACUCCGGGCUGUGAUGGCAGUGGACACAUAACUGGCAACUACGCAUCACAUCGAAGUCUGUCAGGCUGUCCUCUUGCUGAUAAAUCACUUCGGACCCUCAUGGCUGCCCACACAGCUGAACUAAAGUGUCCAACGCCAGGUUGUGAUGGAUCAGGCCACAUCACUGGAAACUAUGCUUCACAUAGAAGUCUAUCCGGAUGCCCUCGAGCCAAGAAAGGUGGGGUCAAAUCAACCCCCACCAAGGAUGACAAGGAAGACUCUGAGCUGUUGAGGUGUCCAGUUCCUGGCUGCGACAGUCUGGGUCACAUCAGUGGGAAGUACGCCACCCACCGCAGUGCCUACGGGUGUCCACUGGCAGCGCGCCGACAGAAGGAAGGUCUUCUUAAUGGCACGCCCUUCUCCUGGAAGGCUUUCAAGACUGAAGGUCCGACCUGCCCAACGCCAGGCUGUGACGGCUCUGGACACGCAAAUGGAAGCUUCCUGACACACCGCAGUCUCUCAGGAUGUCCCAGAGCAUCGGCAAAUAAGAAGAGGGCCAAGUUCCCUGGAGAUGAAUAUAUCACUGCAAAGUUCAGAGCCAGUGAUGUUCUGGACAACGAUGAGGACAUCAAGCAGCUCAACAAAGAGAUCAACGAGCUGAAUGAGUCCAACUCAGAGAUGGAGGCCGACAUGAUGAACUUGCACACUCAGAUCUCUUCAAUGGAGAAGAACCUGAAGAGCAUGGAAGAGGAGAACAAACAGAUCGAGGAGAGGAAUGAGGCCCUGUUCCUGGAACUAUCUGGUCUGAGUCAGGCCCUGAUCCGCAGCCUGGCCAACAUCCGCCUGCCCGCCAUGCAGGAGCCACUGUCAGAGCAGAACUUCGACAGAUACGUGGAAACCCUGACCAACAUGUUUACCAAUAAAGACUGCUACCAGAACCCUGAGAAUCGGGCUCUGCUCGAGUCCAUCAACCAGGCGGUGAAGGGCAUCGAGGUGUGAUGGACGGGAGGACAGGAGGCGGGGCGCCACGAAGACGACGUCAGUCUUUCUUUCCAGGCCCUUUAGAUAAUGUAUAUAAUUAAUUCUUCUCAUUUGGAACUUCGUCAUCUGUUCUUUACAUUUGUUUGCUCUUUGCAUGUUGCUUUAUGAUGGUAUGAGUGUGAACAGAUUAGGGUAUGGAUGUAAAGUGUGUCGUAGCACACUGGAAUGAUAUUGUUACUGUAAGCAAGGGCAUCUCAGUGUAUACACAGAAAGACACAGUAGUAGUAUACAGCCUGAGCUGAGCAGAUUCUCUUAGUGAACAUAUCCCACCUCCACUCAAUAAUGUUAAUAGUAUUCUAUAUGAGCAUAGUGAUGUUGCACAUCCAGGACUAGUUUGUAGCUUCAUUCUUACUAUUGCUGUGUAACUAUUUAAGUCUUACAAAUGUUGGUUUAAAGGCAACUUAUUUAUUCAUGUCUGCUGUAUUAUUUUUAUGUUGGCCUAUUUAUUAUUCAUUAUCUAUUUAUUAACUUUUUUAAUUUAAAAAUGCUACCUGAGAUGAUUUUAAAUGGUAACCAAGGAAAGGGAAUCAUUUCCUCUGCAUUGAACAAUGAGGAAAUAUUUUAAGAUAUCAACUAUGAAUUGUUUUAUAUAGCUUAUUAUUUAUUUAAAAUACUGGGAUCUUUUUAAGUGCAAAUAUUUUGUAACUGAAAGUUUUUAAAUAAUUUUCUAAAAAUUUUUUUGGUGCUUCUGUUUACAUGAUUUUCCUUUUUAUUUUCACAAACUAUUUUGAGUACACUGUAGUACACUGGAAGUAUUGAGCAGCACAUAUUUGGUAUUUAUUUGACAAUGAAGAACAAAGUGAUUGUGGAUAUUUAUUUUGUAUUGUCUGUGUGUUAAUGAUGGCUGUGUAUGGAUUAGUCUUUAAUUUGCUCUUGAAAUAAAAGUUAACCCGCUGUAAAUCUGGAGUGGCUCUCAUACUG